GCACUUGUCCUCCCCUCAGAAUGUCUUUUCCCAACUCAGAGAAUGCCUCCACCCUGGAGAACGCCAUGCAGCUCAUGAUCCAGACCUUCCAUAAGUACUCUGGAAACGAGGGGGACAAAUACACACUGAGCAGGGCUGAACUCAAAGAGAUGCUUACUGCAGAGCUCGGCAACUACCUGGGGAAUGCCCAGGACAAGGAGGCAGUGGAUAAGGUGAUGGGAGACCUGGAUUCCAACAACGACGGCGAGGUAGAUUUCACAGAGUUUAUCAUACUAGUUGGAGCUCUUACUGUGGCCUGUAACGACUUCUUCCUGGAGUACAAUGAAAAGUCAGAGAAGAAGAAGUGAACACACCCUCGGCAUAAAGAUGUCCAAACCCACACACUCCAGGGAGGAAACAGUUAAGACAGGAGCGAAAACCUGAGAAGGACAUCCUGCCAUGGACUUCACGUGCACAAAUACACGCACACACAAACAUACAAACCCACAAACACACGUCUAAUUGUAACUUCAGCAGUAACUGUUGAGUGUGUAUUUGUCUGAAAUGUCCCUUCAAUCUGCUACAAACAGUACUUCUUGCAAUGUCAAAAUCAGGAGAGUUUAAAGUCAGUUUCAACACCUGUCAUUGUUGAAUAUGUGAAUAUAUAUCUCUUUCUUUUCUUUUCAUGUAUUUUGUAACACAUUCAAGCAAAGGAAUGUCUCCCUGGAAAUAAUAAAUGUGACCUUUCCUCCAACAA
This is a messenger RNA of Micropterus dolomieu (smallmouth bass), 736 nucleotides long. It is a transcript of the gene s100t, whose product is annotated as S100 calcium binding protein T. Gene Ontology annotation, molecular function: calcium ion binding; transition metal ion binding. Lineage: Eukaryota; Metazoa; Chordata; Actinopteri; Centrarchiformes; Centrarchidae. The transcript has 3 exons. Bases 21 to 347 code for a protein of 108 amino acids. The record is from RefSeq and is a predicted model, not a curated record.